Carya illinoinensis is the source of this 1623-nucleotide messenger RNA. RefSeq names its product aromatic aminotransferase ISS1-like. NCBI's taxonomy places the organism in Eukaryota, Viridiplantae, Streptophyta, Magnoliopsida, Fagales, Juglandaceae. The record is from RefSeq and is a predicted model, not a curated record. Gene Ontology annotation, biological process: biosynthetic process. Gene Ontology annotation, molecular function: pyridoxal phosphate binding; catalytic activity. The transcript has 10 exons. The coding region runs from base 252 to 1436 and encodes 394 amino acids.
UCUACAAGGAUCCACGUCAUAUCACAUUAGAUAAUAGUGGGCGUCGUCAAAGCGUGCGGUACUUGAUCGUUGUAGCGGAAAAAGUUGAAUUGCUAUCAACUUGCUCUAUUAAUUUCUCAGAAAACUACAGAAGUUGGACGCUCGGCCUUUUGGUUAGGUCGGUGGGUUGUAUAACAACUUGCCAUUUUGCUUUAAAUUGGAGCUCAUUUGGAGGACUGUGGAUAUUGCUGGGAGAAUAGGAUAAGACUAAGAUGGGUUCGUAUGGAAAGCUUGCAAGGAGGUCUUUGGAGACUGACACGCCAGUCAUGGUUCAGAUACAGGAACUGAUCCGAGGAGCCAAAAGUGCCGUGUCUUUGGCUCAGGGAGUUGUCUAUUGGAAACCACCAAAGCAGGCCUUGGAUAAGGUGAAAGAUCUUGUGUAUGAGCCAUCCAUCAGUAAAUACGGUGCGGAUGAAGGUAUCCCUGAACUCAGGGAAGCCCUGGUAAAAAAGCUGCACAAUGAAAACAAAUUAUACAAAUCCUCAGUGAUGGUUACUGCUGGUGCAAACCAGGCAUUUGUAAAUCUUGUUCUUACAUUAUGUGAUGCUGAUGAUUCUGUGGUUAUGUUUGCACCGUACUACUUCAAUGCCUACAUGUCCUUCCAGAUGACUGGCAUCACUAACAUACUGGUGGGUCCUGGUAAUCCCACGACCCUAUAUCCGGAUGCAGACUGGCUAGAAAGAACAUUGUUGGAAACUAAACCAGCCCCGAAGCUUGUUACUGUUGUUAAUCCCGGCAACCCAUCUGGGACUUACAUUCCAGAGCCUCUUCUUAAGAGGAUAUCAGAUCUCUGCAGAGAUGCUGGAUCUUGGCUCAUUAUAGAUAAUACAUAUGAGUACUUCAUGUAUGAUGAUUUAAAACACUCAUGUAUGGAGGGAGAUCACAUAGUCAACAUAUUUUCCUUCUCCAAAGCAUAUGGGAUGAUGGGAUGGCGGGUGGGAUACAUAGCAUACCCUUCAGAAGUAGAGGGCUUUGCAGCUCAACUCCUCAAAGUUCAAGAUAACAUUCCCAUCUGUGCUUCAAUACUUUCACAACAUCUUGCCCUUUACUCCUUAGAAUUGGGACCUGAAUGGGUUACUGAGCAAGUAAAAAAUCUUGUCAAGAACAGAGACCUUGUUUUGGAAGCGCUGUCUCCCCUUGGAGAAGAUGCUGUUAAGGGAGGAGAAGGUGCUAUAUACCUGUGGGCAAAGCUUCCAGAGAAAUAUGUCGAUGACUUCAAAGUUGUUCGGUGGCUUGCUCAUAGGCAUGGGGUGGUUGUGAUCCCAGGGAGUGCUUGUGGGUGUCCAGGGAAUGUUAGGAUCUCCUUUGGAGGCUUGGUAGAGAGUGAUUGUAAAGCUGCUGCAGGGAGGUUGAGCAGAGGGUUAGAAGAGCUGGUCAGAGAUGGGAUGGUGGAGUAACCCAAAAUUUUUAAGGUUAAUUCAAAACCUUGAAAUUGGAAGUACAUUUGCAUUUCAAUAAUGGGAGCCUUAAUAAAAUUCGAACACUAAUUUUGGUUUUGUAUAUUCAAAAGGUUAUUUCCGAGCACAUACCUUUACUUUUAUAGAGUGAUGUUUAAUACAUGCAAAAUGCUUCUUUCUUUGACAA